AUGGAAAAUGGUACCAAUUUGAUUCGAAUGAAUAGAGAUUUAAGAUUUAAUGGAUUGUAGUAGACAGUUGAAGGAAAUAUUAAAGUAAAAGAUGUAAAAUUCUAAUUGGCCCAAAAAGCUGAUACAUUUCCUUAAUUAUUAGUGGCAUUUACAAAAUUUGGCAUUUUAGAGGAUGAAACUGAAUUAUUUAAAAUAUAUGAUAACAUAUAUGUAUAUUCAAUAGGGUAUUUAAUUGAAAAGUAAAAUUAAAAUAUUCAAUAUCAUAAAUAGAUUAAAAAAUGAAGUCUAUAAUAAGAAAUCUAAUCCCAAUAAUAAUUCCAUUUAAUUGAGCACAAUAAUUAGGUCUUUUAAAGAUAGAAAGUCAUUUGAUGAAAUAGAUAACUAGUUUGACUAAAGAUAAUACAAUAGCGUGGUUAUUUUUAAAAAAAAUAUAAAAAUGGAAUCGAUUAUGUUCAAGAAUAAAUAAAAAAAAAAUUGCAAGAAGAUUCAAAUUUGA
Molecule: messenger RNA, 496 nt
Organism: Paramecium sonneborni
Lineage: Eukaryota; Ciliophora; Oligohymenophorea; Peniculida; Parameciidae
Source: the annotation of a GenBank genome assembly